AUGGCACUCCUUCUGCCUCCUGGAUCUGUUCACCUUCUCCAUGUGCAAGGUCAAUCACGCAGCUCGGACGAGCUCGUGCUUGUACCAAAACCCUCGAACCACCCUGAUGAUCCCUUGAACUGGAAACGAUGGAGGAAGAUAUUGCACGUCUCCUUGAUUUAUCUCUACACCUUUACGACAGGUGUCGGUGGUACGUCGACUUACUCCAUUCUGACCGACAUGUCCAGAGACACCGGACUCACCUUGACGCAACUCAACCUGGGAACAGCCUUUGUCUUCCUGCUCGCUGGCUGGGGCAACUUGCUCUUUCAGCCCAUGGCUCUUGCCUACGGUCGUCGACCGACCUAUCUGCUCAGUUUGGCUGGCUGCAUCGCAAUCUCAGAAUGGACCGCGUGGGUGGACUCUUUUGGUUCGUGGGCCGCCGCUCGCAUCCUCUAUGGUUUCUUCGUGGCCCCAGUCGAGGUCCUACCUGAGAUCAGUAUCCCGGAUAUUUUCUUUGCUCACGAACGUGGAGCAUAUGUUGGAGGCUAUUCAAUGACUCUUGCUGGUAGCAAUUUCAUUGCUCCUUUUCUGUCAGGAUUCAUGAACGACUCCAUCGGAUGGAGAUGGGUACAACAUUGGUGUGCCUUGCUCCUGGCCUUGAACCUGGUGCUAGCUUUCUUCUUCCAGGAGGAAUCAAGCUGGCAUCGCACCGAGGUCGAGGCAGAGGUUUCUACCGGAGCCACCGAUGUCCAUAUCAACCAAGCCGUUGCCUUGGGCUCCACUGGCCAGGAUGUGGAGAAAACUCGCCCAAGCGAGCCGCCCGUCGAGCCGACUGCUUCACAGGAUGCAGGAGAGACAUAUGCGAGGAAAACUUACUGGCAAAAGCUCAGUCUCUGGACCAACAACAAGAUGACCCCCGAGCAAAUCUUCCGUAUUGUCUGGAGGCCCCUGCUUAUCAUUGUCCAAUUUCCCAAUAUCUUAUUUGCUGGGAUGCUGUAUGCCUUCACCAAUUCCUGGUAUUUGGUCUACAACGCGACUGCGUCUGCUAUUCUCUCUGCGGAGCCAUACAACUUCUCCUCGUCAAUGGUCGGUGUGACCUAUCUUGCACCCCUACUUGGGGCCAUCAUUGGCGGUAUCGUGGCUGGCCCACUCUCUGAUCGAUUCGUGCUAAUGCUUGCGCAUCGUAACAACGGCAUUCGCGAGCCAGAGCAUCGCCUUUGGGGGGUCGCAACUUACACGUUCUGUCUGACGCUGGGGCUCUUGAUGUGGGGCCUGGGGGCUGCAAAUGAGGCUCCAGUGGGUGUCCUUCUCACAGGAUCAGUCUUCUGCGGAUUUGGAAUCGUGAGUGGAGGGUCUUACGCCAUAACGUACGCAGUCGACUGCUUCAAGGAAAUCGCUGGCGAAACAAUCUUUUCGCUCAUCAUUUGUCGAAACAACAUGACCUUCGCAUUUGGCUACGCGAUUACGCCGUGGAUCAACACUUCGGGACUGCAAAACACUUUCAUUGCAGUCGCAGUGAUCUGUUUCGUCACAGGCUGCUCGUUCUUACUCAUGAUUUGGAAAGGCCGAGACUUCCGGAUAAAGUCUGAGGCGAGAUAUUGGAAGUAUGCUUCAUCACAGGUGGUUAAACAUUGA
Messenger RNA from Cyphellophora europaea CBS 101466, 1617 nucleotides. RefSeq lists its product as uncharacterized. Gene Ontology annotation, biological process: transmembrane transport. Gene Ontology annotation, molecular function: transmembrane transporter activity. The record is from RefSeq and is a predicted model, not a curated record. NCBI's taxonomy places the organism in Eukaryota, Fungi, Ascomycota, Eurotiomycetes, Chaetothyriales, Cyphellophoraceae. The transcript has a single exon. The coding region runs from base 1 to 1617 and encodes 538 amino acids.